UCUCUCUCUCUUUCUCUCUUCCAGCUGUCCAGCUUUCACACUCUGCUCAGGUAGUUUUGACACACUCUCAGCCACUGGAGCGCAAGACGAGGCAUGUUAGGUUGCACAUGAUGUAGAGCAGGCAGGGGCUUUCAACAAUGUAUUACAAAGAUUUAAACAUCCGUGAUCCACCGCUGAGCACCAAAGAAGUUUGAUAGUUGAGCUUCGCCACAGACUGUCUGGGCAGGAGAGAUAAAGCUGGAAAUGUGUCUCUUUGCAUAAGCUUUUUUUUUCUUUUUUCUUUUUUCCUUGAUAAGACAAAAGGGACGAUGCAAAUCUUCACAUGAAAGUGCUUUGUUGCUCUUCCACCCCCGUCUGCCCGUCAACUGACUCCAUUCUUCAACUUGACAUCAUCCUCUCACACAGAGAAAAGAAGAAGAAGGAGAAGGAGAGGAGAAGACGAAGCAGAGGUGGUGAGGCAAACAAGACAGACACAGAGGGAGGAGAGGAGAGGAGAGGAGAGGAGGUGGGCAGCACAGUUUCAGCUCACACAAGGCUGUGGAUGAGAAAGUGAUGGCAGCUACAACUUGGCCACUGUACUGAGAUGAAAUUUAGAGAGGAGACACCGGAGCUCUGCAGGGUACAGCGUCCGUCGAGAGCCCUAAAUUUGGAGAAAGACGAGUCAGCCCUCUCUGGAUCCUGCGCUCGCCCACAGCCAAAGGAUGAGAGGGGUCGACUUUCACCUUAGUUGCCAGGGAUGUGUUUGCACUACAGAGAGACGCCCCCCUCCAGCAUGUCCAAUGCUAUGUUACUCCUGAUGCUUUGCAAGAUUGGCGUGCAAGGAGAACUGCUGACUUUUCCAGGGAAAAUGGUAAAUACUGUCUACAGUGAUGAGGAAAAGGAAAUCCAAGACAAGGAAAGUAAGGAGGAGACCGUCUUGGCCAUGCUGGGCAUCAUCGGGACCGUCCUCAACUUGGUCGUCAUCAUCUUCGUCUACAUCUACACCACGUUGUAGAGAUUAAAGCAGCUGCAGUGAGGACGGUGGGACGAAGCUUGUCCUUCCGGAGAUGUGAACCGGAUCUCGGAGUGGAGUCACUCCUGCUUGGACUAUGGCUAACUGUCCUGCUCCUCACACGGGUAGAAUUACCCAGAAUAUGUUGAGUUGUACAUAAAUGCAUGAAGACAGUGAGACAUGCAGCUUUCACCUUGACGAGGACACAGAGAAACAGAGUGGACACUUUUGGAAAACUAUUUUUUUAGGAUGAUGGAAAUCAAAGUGCUGAAGAUGUACAGGAAACGCGGGAAUUUGUUCGUUGUCUCCUCCCCGAACUUGUUAUCCAGCUCGUGCUACUGUCCAGAGAACCCGAUAUCGGAUGAUGUUGUUAUUUUUAAUUUCUUUGACGACGUCCUGACGACGAUGAGUUCCAUUCACACACAACUCUCAGAUGCUAAAUGUAAAUUCCCUGACAGUAGUGGGGCUUUAAGUGCUAAAGUGCGCCCAUUAAUGGAUGCACUUGACUUUGUGCUUGACAUUAAGCAGCGGAAGAGUAGAUAUGGGACAACAAUGGCUCGAUUAUUCAUUUUUCCUUUUAAUGCAUCACUUUAUCCUCCAAAGAUCAUCAACACUGAAAUAUGAUGCAGCUGCGUGUGAUUUUUAAACAUUUUCGUCCCAGCUCAGGAGGCUGAAAAGCAUCUUCUAGACAUUUGAGAGGAAAAAAAAACGCCUUUUGUGUACAAUAUUUCAAGUAUAUUAACACGGAUUAUUUAAGCAAAGCAAACCGUCCACUCAUUGACGUACACAGCGUUGACGGGAAGGUAGUUUGCCAGUUUUCAGCCAUUGAUCUCAGUUUGUGCAUCGUUGAUUUUACCAGACUUGUGCACAACAACUGUUUGCCUUAAAACAUGGAGGAAAUGGCUAUUUCCACGAUGUACGACAAUGAUCAGGUUAUUCCUACCUUGUGAGCGAUUUCACUCCUUGUAUAUACGCGUGUAUUUCCAGACCAACGUUGUAUUGUUUUUACUGACGCGAGGAUAAGAGUCGGUCAUUUUAUAACAGCGCUCUGCUCUUGUCGUAACGCGACGCGUUUUAAAAGUUAACGAAACAGAAUAAAUGAUUUGUUUUCAGACCUGGGUCAGCUAAUCUGUCGUUGUUUUCCUUUUUCACGCUGGAUAAUACUGUGAAUGUUGUACAAUUGACUUAGUCGUGUUCAUACUUGGAGUAACUUUUGGUAUAUUUUACCUUUGGUGAUAUAAUGGUCUGACUGACUGGACUGACACUGUGUCCGUUUGUCCGUGACGUCUUACACUGCAGCUGAAACGCGUUGGUUUUGACCCCCUCGGUUUUGUAUUUGCUCAAAAAUCGCACGUGUACGAUGAUUUCCGGAUUCCCUGUUUGACGAGAGUCUGGUCCAGCAGUGAUUACGCAAAAUGUGUGAGAGAAAUUCAAUCCCCCCCCCCCACACACAAAACGUGGAAGGAACUCUUUAAAGAAAACCCACUAAUGAAGCCCUGUACAGAAUGUAUGGCUAUAAACAACUGUUUAUAGAAAAUGCUUUUAAGUGUUGUGCUUGUCAGUCCACAACCUCAUGAUUUCAGAAAGUGCCUGAGACCAAAGUGUCUCAUCCUGUCUCAACUGACGAGAAGUGGAAAAAGAAAAGGGGGAAAACAACACAAACCAGUGAAAGCGGUGAGAGUUCAUCUGUGAUUGCAAGGAAACACGUUCCCUGAUCCAUUCCAACGCAUCGUACAACAACUGGGCUUUGACUUUUUUUUUUUUGUUUGAGUAAUUUGCUCGUAAGCACACGGACAAGUCUAUCGAAUGUAUUCAUAUUUGAUGUACAAGCUGAUUAUUCCUUAUUGUUUAUACUUGUCUCCCCCCUGAAUCUAUACUAUCUGGACUCUUUUAUUUAUGUGUAUGCGAAAACCAGUGAAUAGUCUCUUGUGGUUGACAAAUGAGAGGGUUUAAGAGUUUUCCA
Solea solea (common sole) is the source of this 2954-nucleotide messenger RNA. RefSeq names its product protein TUNAR-like. Bases 737 to 994 code for a protein of 85 amino acids. Lineage: Eukaryota; Metazoa; Chordata; Actinopteri; Pleuronectiformes; Soleidae. The transcript is spliced from 2 exons. The record is from RefSeq and is a predicted model, not a curated record.